AUGACCAGGAAAUGCAGUCAUCUUAACAGCGAAAGAGAUGAGAUUUUGAGGAAUUACGAGCUCCUGGUCAGCCGGAUCAUUUAUCCCCUCAGUUCCAAUGAUUCUCAAAUCAAGGUAAGCCUCGUGAUUACCAUACCAAUAUUGUUUUCAGCUUCUAAGUGUGCAAUGUUCACAAUGCGAACGUCGAGCGGUGCCACUGAUGUGCUGCUGUCUCAAGUGUCCAACAUUUGCUUGUCUCGAACACUUCAAACCUCAUUUAUUCGAGUCCAAACAUAAUCUGGGUAAGUUACCUUGGUCUUAUUUAUUCGGAAUUUAGUUGUUUCAACAACCUUCGGGCAAGUUUAUUGUCUGGAAUGUGAGGAUUUUAUCUACGAUCGGAAGAUAGAAAGAAUCCGAUUGAAAGCUGAGAAUGAUCAUCGUCGGAGGCUCGGAUUAGGUCUGAGGAAUGAAUGGAAUCCUUCUUCAGCUGAUGCCAAACUUCUGAGGAAGGCGCCAAAGGCCUAUCAUAUGUCUAAGGGGACGAUGCGAGGAUUGAGAGGACUUGUGAAUCUGGGGAACACUUGCUUUAUGAAUUGUAUUAUUCAGUCGUUGGUUCAGAUCCCUCACUUGCGAGAUUACUUCCUGACGGAUCAACAUACGUGUAAAUUUCAGCUAAAUGACAUUUCUGAAGAAAUUGAUGAGGAAAAUCUUUGUUUAAUGUGUGAAUUAUCUAAUAUUUUUCAAGUAAGUUUUUCUUAUAUCGAAAUUAUCAUUGCUUUCGUUUAUACAAUAAUAAUCCCUGAAGUAACAAUGAUGAUGUUUUCAGGAAUUUUAUAACGGACCUACCGAGCCAUUUAUACCUAGAAGAAUGCUGCAUUUAGUGUGGAAACACGCCGAACAUCUGGCUGGUUAUGAGCAACAUGAUGCGCAUGAGUUUCUAAUAGCAGCCUUAAACGUUCUGCAUCAACAUUCCCAAAGUUUAUCAAGUCAGCAAGCAGGUGUUGAGUGUAAAUGUAUAAUCGAUCAGCUCUUCACCGGACGAUUACAGUCCGAUCUGACUUGUAUGAAGUGCGGGUAAGUUAAUGUUUCGUUUUUUGCGAUGUUUUUAGUCGAAUCUCAACCACAGUCGAUCCUUUCUGGGAUAUCUCCUUGGAUCUCGGGGAUGGAACAUCUACUGAUAAGACAUUAGAAGAAUGCCUGGCAAAGUAAGAUUACAGGGUGCGGCAAAAAAAUGGAAACUUUUUUCAUUGGGUCCUGACGCGAAAAUUUUUAAGUGCAGCAAAAUUAUUUUCAUACCAUUAGAUUCUACGUAGUUUUCUCUCCUAGACCUUAUGAUUUCAUGUCGAUAUCGGUUUACUAACAUUCUUUUUUUGAAUGUCAAACCAAGGGACCUCGAUUUUGGACCUGUUUUUUAAGCUGAUCGAAGUGUUAAUUUGCCCGGUAUUGAAACGACGUUGUGUCCAAAGUAGUCACACAAUGCAAGGAGCUUGUUAGCAGUUUUAAGCGUCCAUUCAGUUUAAGAGAACGCACCGCCAACACUUCUGCCAGCCGCGAGGUCAUCGACAGCGAAAUCCGUCGAUUUCCAGAAAAAAUUGCCCGUGAGACCGGCAUCAGCGACCGACCAGUCGGCCAAAUAGCUAAAAAUCAGCUCAAGGCCUCCCCACGCAAGGUCUAAAAUGCCUAACUCCUCACCGGCAAGAUCAAGCCCGUACGCCUGAAAAAAUGCCGAAAAGUCAGACGUCGGGCCGCAGGUCCCCGUUGGGAGCGCGUACCCUUUGCGGUGCAAUGUUUGGCGGGUGCACAACCAACAGAACGUUAGAAUCCAAUCCGAUGAGGCCUUCUGUACGUUGGCUAACCACGAACACCGUCAAAAUCCGGGCCGUCGUCGCCUAAGGCGCAAUUCGUGCCAGCGGCAAGAAUUCCGAGAUUUUCGUGGAUCAAGAGGGCAAAAUUCUAGCGCCGCGCUAACCUCGAUUUCCUCAUGCUUCUGUUGGCUCAGUAGAACCUUGGCAGUCUAAAUUUGGCGUUACAACUAGACUCAACGCCGGCUCACAGGGCAAAAGCGGGUCAAGACCAGUAAUCGAACCGAUUUUCCCGAUUUCACCCCGUCUGCGAAAAGUGCGCCUGCUCGCCGGGUAUGGAUCCAAUGGGCUACAAUUUUUUUUCAAUUGAAAACCAACAUCUGUAGUACACGCCACAGAAGUUUGGAGUCGCAAAGUAAAUGUUGCGCCAAGAACGGGACCGAUUUCCCCGAAAAAGGCUGCGGCCAAAAGCCCAAAAUUUUAAGUCACGUUUGGAGCUCUAGAUCGCCACCAAAAGCAGCCAUGGUGAAACGGGUUGAAUAUGUUGUAAAUAAUGCUCUAUGUUAUUGAUGAUAACCGUUAUAUUUGCGGAAUUUUGAUUGCUAGGAAAAAUAUAGCUAUAAAAAUAAGUUUCCAUUUUUUUGCCGCACCCUGUAUAGUAUUUAUACAUGACUAUUUUUGAGUUUAGUUAUGUAAAAUCUGAAUCUCUGGGAGCCACAGCGAAGAUUAAAUGUGAUUCAUGUGGAAGUUAUGAGUCAGCGACGAAGAGAUUAACGUUAAAGACAUUACCAUUAGGUAUCAGCAACCGUCAUUAUUAUUAAUAUUACAUUUUAGUGGCCUGUUUCCAUCUUAAAAGGUUCGAACACACACCCCUCAACCGGCGAAAGAAAAUACGAAGUCCAGUGCGGUUUCCCGAACAGAUUGAUCUGAGCCCAUACACAACUUCAUAUUGUACUAGAGUUGAAAAUGGAAUUGGAGGGUGCGCGGCGAACGAAAUGCUGAUCCGAUCAAGUAACGUGUAAGUACGGGAAGGGUCCUGUUGAGUAUUAUUGAAUCAAAACAUUUUUUAAGGUUGAUGAUUUUUUGACGCUUGGUGAUUUUCUGAAAUUUACCGGUUUCCCCAAGUUUUGUAAUUUUUACGGUUUUAAAUUUGAAAAAAGUUACAGUAUUUUGGAAAUGAGGAUUACAAGACUUCUACAAAAAAGGAUAUUUUUUCCACGCGAAAUUGGGUGUUUUGAAGGAAAAUGUUUUUUUCAAUUGAAAACCAACAUCUGUAGUACACGCCACAGAAGUUUGGAGUCGCAAAGUAAAUGUUGCGCCAAGAACGGGACCGAUUUCCCCGAAAAAGGCUGCGGCCAAAAGCCCAAAAUUUUAAGUCACGUUUGGAGCUCUAGAUCGCCACCAAAAGCAGCCAUGGUGAAACGGGUUGAAUAUGUUGUAAAUAAUGCUCUAUGUUAUUCUCCAUGCCCUUUGCAGAUAUGAUCUCCUUGCCGUUGUAAACCACAAUGGGAACACUGAAAGCGGGCAUUACUCUUGUUUCGUGAGGCAUAACCAGGACCAAUGGUACAAAGUGAACGAUCAGAUCAUCUCUCCGCAAGUUCUGGAGAGUGUCCUCGUUUCCGAGGGGUACCUUUUGUUUUAUACCAAGAGCUUUAUCGAUUACGAUUGA
Molecule: messenger RNA, 3450 nt
Organism: Bursaphelenchus xylophilus (pine wood nematode)
Lineage: Eukaryota; Metazoa; Nematoda; Chromadorea; Rhabditida; Aphelenchoididae
Source: the annotation of a GenBank genome assembly